AUGCAGCGUGCUGCAUGUCGUGUCAAGUUUGCCAUCCAGGCGCUAUGCUCAGUGGCGUGCAAUUUGACAGGAUCUUCUGCUUGUUCAACGGUAACAAAAUUGCCCGAAGAGAACUUCAACAAAACAUUCCUGCUUUCAAUGACAGAUGGAAGAGAGAUCAUUGCAAAAGUACUGAAUCCAAAUUCCGGGCGUCCUGGCCUCAGUACAGCGAGUGAGGUUAAAAAUUGCUUAGGAAUACCAGAAACGGAGAUAUACGCAUGGAGUUCACAAGCAAAUGAAACAGCAAUCGGUACCAAGUUCAUAAUCAUGCACAAAGCGCCAGGAAUUCAGCUGAGCGAACUCGUGCGAUUCCAGUCUUACUUUGUCGCCGAGUUUCCUGUGUAUGGCAGCUUGUACUACAAUACCUUCUGCGUUGGGCCGACGAAUAAUCGGAAGUAUUUUGACGAUGGCCGCGGCCGGCUGCAUCUGGAUAGAGGUCCUUGGCGCACACUUGAGGAAUACGUGACCGCAAACGCGGAACGAGAGCAGAUGUCUAUCCGAGAGAUCAAGGAAUGGCCUCCAAUGCAAGGUCUCUUCGGAGGACUUGACCAGUAUCAACCUUCCAAUGCCACCAAACAGCGGGUCUUGGAGGACUAUCAGAAUAUUUCCACCCUCAUCCUACCCAGGGUCACAUCAACCCACGCUCCCGCGCUAUCUCAUUCGGACUUGCACACGAGUAAUAUCUUUGUCGAUCCUCUCGAACCUACUCGCAUUACAUGCAUUAUCGACUGGCAAGGCGCACAUAUCGCUCCACUCUGCUUGAAACUGCCGCCAUGGCCUGAAAAUUACUCUCAACUAGAUACAGGAGGGCAGUUAGAAGUAGACAAACUCCGCGAAGCGCAGUCACUAUAUAAGCUGUACGAGGUGGAGCUGUUACAGCAUGGCAUUCACAUGCUUGCAGGCUCUAUAUUCACUGAUGGCGAACCUAAAGCAAUCGUUGGGGUUGAUGCAGAAGGAAAUUCGCUGAUACCCUGUCCUCUUUCGUACGCUGAGGAAAUGGGAAAGAAUCAAAGGGAUAUGGAAGAACAGUGGAACGUUGGCGUCUUGAUGAUGAAUCAAUUGAUCGAAGACCUUGGGGUCUAUAGCGGGUGGGAUGUUCUUGUUAACAACGCUGACUAUCAAGUCAUGAAGCUGAAACUUGCAGACUGCAAGGAAGGUUUCUUGCAAAAUGGCAAAGACGAAAGGGGAGAGAGUCGCGUGGAGUUCCGCAUGGCCCUUCCAAGAUCAAGCACAUGGAAACAGGCAGGAUCGAAAUUGACAAAGAAUUAA
Messenger RNA from Lindgomyces ingoldianus, 1308 nucleotides. RefSeq lists its product as uncharacterized. The transcript is spliced from 8 exons. The coding region runs from base 1 to 1308 and encodes 435 amino acids. Gene Ontology annotation, cellular component: mitochondrion. The record is from RefSeq and is a predicted model, not a curated record. Lineage: Eukaryota; Fungi; Ascomycota; Dothideomycetes; Pleosporales; Lindgomycetaceae.